GGACAUACACUAUAUUGCCAAAAGUAUUGGGACACUUGCCAAAAGUAUUGGAUUCAGGUGUUCCAAUCAUCUCCAUGGCCACAGCUGUAUAAAAAUAAGCACCUAGACAUGCAGACUGCUUCUACAAACAUAAGUGAAAGAAUGGGUCGCUCUCAGGAGCUCAGUGAAUUCAAGCGUGGUACAGUGAUAGGUUGCACCCUGUGCAAUAAGUCCAUCCGUGAAAUUUCCUUGCUACUAAAUAUUCCACGGUCAACUGUUAGUAGUAUUGUAACAAAAUGGAAGCAAAUGGGAACAACAGCAGCUCAGCCACAAAGUAGUAGGCCAUGUAAAGUGACAGAGCGGAGUCAGCGCAUGCUGAAACGCACAUUGCCCAGAAGUCGCCAACUGUCUGCAGAACCAAUAGCUAAGUACCACUUCAGAAUGUGGCCUUCAGAUUAGCAGAACAGUAGUGCGUAGAGAGCUUCAUGGAAUGGGUUUCCAAGGUCGAGCAGCUGCAUCCAAGCCUUACAUGACCAAGUGCAAUGCAAAGCGUCGGAUGCAGUGGUGUAAAGCACGCAACCACUGGACUCUAG
Molecule: messenger RNA, 572 nt
Organism: Staurois parvus
Lineage: Eukaryota; Metazoa; Chordata; Amphibia; Anura; Ranidae
Source: the annotation of a GenBank genome assembly